AUGCCCUGUACCACCCUGGGCGUAAAACCACCGAAGCGAUGGAGGCGGUGGCAUGGGAAAUGGCUGCGCAUGUCCCCCACUAACGCCGGCCCUGGCUGCGAGCGAUUAGAGGCGGGUGUAUCGCAACUCGGUGAGCCGACGCGGAAGGCGCCAGCAUCUGACGUGUGCACGGCGGGCGUCCUAGACCUGCUCAGGGCAGCUGGGCCUACUCGAGGCUCCCCGUACGCAUCGAUGUCCAUGUCUCGCAUCGUACGGCAGCGUGCACCGUCUGCUCGUCCCUCCCCCUCUCGUUCCCACUCUCGCAUGAGAGGUAGAGGGGACAGCAACUCACACAAGGGUACUGUUCAGAGACCUGAAGAUCGCGCUCUCUACCAGAUUGAAGUGGACAACAUUUACAAUUGCCCCACACAAGUCGCCCAUCCUUCUGGCCACCAGAAGUCUAGGGACCCUGACAUAAUUGAUCGCAAGGUCGAGGAGAACAAGGAUGCAGUCGAGCAACAUCAACUAACCUAUCCAGCUGUGGUCCACAAGGCCUUCGGUAACUUGGUCUCAGCUCCCGGUUUUCCGUACAUUCGCGACAUCGAUUGGCUAGUCAAGGACUUUACGAAGGAGGAUUGGGAGCAGCUGCAGCUAACGAUCAAGGAGGAGCAUCCGCAGUUGAUCUUUGUCAAGUACUAUUAUGAUCAAGAGGCGUGCACUCUCAACAUGAGCUCGCCGUUCUUUCUUCACGAGGACAUGAUACACGCGUUUGUUAAUUUGGUCAGGAGGAAAGUGGGCAUCUACGUGCCGCCCCAGUUCCUGCACCAAAUCUUUACUGCGGUCUUGCAACUGGCGCCCCAUCACCCUGUUCCUGGGGAGACCGAACAGGUCACAGUUCCGGACUCCGUCGUCAGCCUGGUGAUGACGGCUGGAACGUACCCGAUGGGCCUACUGGAGGUGUCGAAGUCUCAGGAUUUCCGGAAAGCUUUGCGUAAGCUCUACCACGCCGGGCGACAGCACAUCCUGAACACUAAAGAGAUACAAAUGUCAUUCCUGUUCUGCAUCAAUGCUGAGGAAUACCCGCCCUAUCACUCCCCCGACAAAGGCUUGAACGUGCGGGAAAGUGACCUGGCCUACGACGACCAGCAAUACGCGCAGCAGCUCUUGGACCACGACAUGCACCUGUUCAACGUGGACCCACAGAGCACCAGGCAGAUGCGUACAUUGAAAAAAGGCAUCAAUAAUCAGUGGCCCCUUGAGAUGUGGGUUGAGCAGGGUAUAGCCAUCCCUGUCAAGCGCGACUACAACACCGCCCAGCUCAAACAUCAACACGCCAAGUUCCUUGAGGGCCUUCGCCAGGCCCUCGACAACCAGGUUUGCGCUAUGGCGGAGGUGAUGCAGCUCAAGCAGUCCAAAGACUUGUGGUGGCCGGCCGUACACAAGGCGUCAGACGAAGAUCAAGAUUACUUCAGAAAAGUCUACUGGCCCACUUUGACGAACAAGCCUAUUACGCUCGAGGAUGUCGAGAGCUUCAUCGACGAAUUGAUUACGGGCGCAGUAAACGGUGCGCGUUACACGGCUCUAUACCGUCUCAACGCAUACAACGGCGUAGUCAUUCCGUUGCAAGGCCGUACACAUCUGGCAGGUGACAAGCCAGAUCCCUGCCCUACGCACCUCAUGGUGACCGCAAAGGGUCUGAACAUGGGGGCAGCCUUGGACGAAAGCCUAACCCGCCUUCAGAAUCGGCCCGUGUCCUACAGCGGGCGUACCUCGCGUGACGGGGGCUCGACCGCACGCAUGGCUGACGAUGACGAGGACCGCGGUAAAGGGAGCUCGACUAUGAGCAGGGAGACUAGGGAGGGACACCUCACUCUCAGCUCUUCGCCAGAUUGCGAAGGAAACACUCGUCGAGUCUCCGUGAGUACAAAUUCGCGCGGACGAAAAGGUAAGGAUAAUCCAUACAUUGCACCCCAAGUUUUAGCGCCCACCGCACUGCGUGCGACCGCCACCGCCACCACCUCCUCGUUGUCCUCGACCACUCCCGCUCUCUGGGCAGCCACCGCACGCACCCGUCUGGCAAACCAGACGCACGCGCCGUCCCAACGCGAAGGCAAACUUGCAUCCGCGACUGGCUGGCUGACCUGCCGCCGGUUCAGUCAACGGCAACCAACGACCUGGCACCUCGCGGUACCAGAUCACUACUUCCUUCCUCCCCGGCUCCUCACCUCUCCCCUCUCGUCUCGUGACUUGACUUGGGUGGCCUCUCUCUUGGGUCCAGCGCCAAGCAGCAAGACUGAGCGGACCACGGAGAACGCAGAGCGAGGAGGGCGUAAGGAGGAUAGGGAUUAUGAGCAGACAGAAAGGGAGAAGGAAGGGUUCGACAACGAGAGCAAGCCGGAGCACCUGGCAGGCUCGAUGAUUAUAGGUUGGAUACUUGAGGCACACAAGUUACUUUGUGGUGAAGGAACUGAAGAGAGAGCUAUGCUACUGUCCAUUCCCACGCAUGACUUGCUCUAUGCGUGUGAUCCGGCCCGUGGAACCCGGCGGCCCGGUACGCCCUUACAGGAUGUACCUCCUUCGCCGCCGCCUAUCCCUGUGCCCGCGCCAACACGCGUAUCGACGAACACGAAGGUCGUCGUGCGCCCUGUUGGCUACACAUCACACGCACGGGCCCUGGUACAACCUCCAGGUUGUACCGGGCAGAAUGCACGGCGACACCGUGGACGCGCAGAUCUGCGCGUUCGACGUGCCCUACGCUUCCAUGAAUGCGCCCAGAGCUGCAGCGACAAAUGGAACCUUUGUUGUGCACACUGGGGCCCACGAAGAUCGCGUGGUGCGAUCCGGCAUGGCCUAAUGGUCGUACCUUCAGCUCUGCAAGAGGGCACGCCUGUGCUACGGGACGACCUCGCGGCCGUACCUUUCACUCUGCAAGGCGGCACGACGGACCCGCAGCGAUGCAUGUCCAACCGUGCCCGGCUCAACUUUGACUGCCUGUUUCGCGUUCAGGCCCUCGGCCGCUCCAACGCAGCUGAACCCCAUUUGGCUCGGCUGGCCGAGGAGUGGGAGGACCCCGACGACCUCACUCGCGACUCAAUGUCUGGCAGGCAUACAAUACGUCCAACCGCAAUUCAAGGCGGCCCGCACAUCCUCACGGAAGUGCGAGCAUCCGGUACAAUCGAACCCCGCCUGGGUCAGCUAGCAGGAACGUGGAACAACCUCGAUCCACCCUCGGAUGGCCAGCACUCAUUACAGGAAGUGCGAGCCUCCGACCUCAAGGCGGCUGAACCUUCAGUGGUUCCGCUGGCAAGUCUCAACCUCAACCUCAACCUCAACCUCAACCUCGGUGUUUCCAGCAACCACCACCUUCCUGCAAUCCCGGCGACGCCGCGAGCUCGCCAUCCGACGCUGGCGCAGUCCCACCAAACGCGCAAGCUCGAAAUCGCAGCCCGCAGUGCAGCAGCCGGGUGCCUACGGAUCCCGACCGGCGAGAACGGCCUCCCGACCGUCAACCUGGCGAGAACUUCACAGUUCUCGCUGAUGCGGCCCCCGACGUCAGUGGCGACUACGACAAGCACAUCGUGCGCGCACUCCGUAGAUAGCGCUCAGGAGAGAAGGAGGAGAGGGAUAGGGACAGAGGAGAGGGAUGAGAGUGCAGAGGCAGGAGGGGUAGACGAGGAACGUCUGGCAGAAGGAGGGGAAGGGGAAGGGUGCGGUAUAGGCAAGGAAGACGAGCAUACGUGCUCGAAAGAUGAAGGUGCGUCCCUGCUGGACGUGCCUCCCCCGCCUCUAACCCCACCAUCUCCUACACAGCCACCACCACUCGUGACGACCACGACAACCAACACGGUUGCCGUGGCGGUCACCAUGCACGUCGGUGGUACUGACGGCCCACGGGGCGACCUACAUGUCGCGACCGGCACGGUCACGCAAUGCGGUACGAUCGGCGAGCUCGCUCGGUCAACCAACGUACUCACCGUCAUUGUGGCUCACGCACAGAUAUCGGCCUUUUCGCGCGACAUCUAUGAUAGACUGAGGAGCUUGGCGGUGAAUUGGACUGCGAGUAGCCCACGGUCCUCGCCCCGCCGUCACCACCCCCCGUUCCUGUACCAAAUCUUCGUUCUCGCGGGUUCAGAGCCGUUUGGUGGCUUCCGGCUGCAGCUGGAAGAACGGAAAGCCCAGCCGACACGAGGGCAGGGAUCGACGGACGCAGCGUAUGGCGAGCGGGGCUUUGAGCAACCACCGCUUGCUUCAUGCCACCGCCAGUAUAUCGCGCGAAGACGUACUGGUUACGGAUCUCACAGAGACACGGACAUCAAGCCGUGGGCUCGACAUACGGGCCUCACGUCAGACAUCGAGACAGGUACCACCAGUACCGCGUGCAUCGAGCAAUCGACUCGACGUGCAGGAUACUGGUGA
Messenger RNA from Fomitopsis serialis, 4395 nucleotides. RefSeq lists its product as uncharacterized. The record is from RefSeq and is a predicted model, not a curated record. Bases 1 to 4395 code for a protein of 1464 amino acids. NCBI's taxonomy places the organism in Eukaryota, Fungi, Basidiomycota, Agaricomycetes, Polyporales, Fomitopsidaceae. The transcript has 21 exons.